Neomonachus schauinslandi (Hawaiian monk seal) is the source of this 5345-nucleotide messenger RNA. RefSeq names its product zinc finger protein 850-like. The transcript has 4 exons. Bases 52 to 3942 code for a protein of 1296 amino acids. Lineage: Eukaryota; Metazoa; Chordata; Mammalia; Carnivora; Phocidae. Gene Ontology annotation, biological process: regulation of transcription by RNA polymerase II. Gene Ontology annotation, molecular function: DNA-binding transcription factor activity; RNA polymerase II cis-regulatory region sequence-specific DNA binding. The record is from RefSeq and is a predicted model, not a curated record.
GCCAGGACUCCAAAGGAACCUUGGUCUUCCCAGAAGACCCACCCCUGUGAGAUGUGUGGUUCAGUCUUAAGAGAGGUUUUUAACUUGGUUGGGCACCAGGGAAAACAAAACAGCCAGAAGCUGUUCAAGUAUGGGGCAUGUGUGAAACAGAUUUAUUCUAGUGCAAACCUUCAACAGCAUGAGAAGCGGCACAUGGGAGAAAAACCCUUCAGAAGCAGUGUGGACAGGGCUUCAUUUGUGAAGAGCAGCAAUUUCCAUGAUUCAGGAAAGCCCUUAACCUGUGAGGUUGAGAAGGAUUUCCUGGCCACCUCAGAACAUCAACAACAGGCCACUCAUACUGGGGAGAAUAAAAUCACUGAGUCUGGGAUGACUUUUCAAAGCAUAAAAAGUCAUCGCACCUGGGAAGAAUGCAAGAAAGCCGUUGGUCCCAAACACACACUUGUUCAAGACCAGGGUGUCCACACUGGAAGACAGUGUUUUGUGUGCCCUGAAUGUGGAAAAACAUUCAGGUACAAGUCCUCACUUAUGAUUCAUCAGAGAGUCCACAAUGGUGACAGGCUUCAUGUGUGUAGUGACUGUGGAAAAUCCUUUAGGGGAAGCUCAACCCUCAGUCAGCAUCGAAGAAUUCAUACUGGGCCAAGGCAUUACGAGUGCACUGAAUGUGGGAAAUCUUUUAGACGAAAAUCUGAUCUCAUUGAACACUGGAGAGUACACACAGGAGAAAGGCCUUAUGAAUGUAGUGAAUGUGGGAAAUCUUUUACUUCUAGCUCUGCACUCCGUUAUCAUCAGAGAAUUCACACUGGAGAAAAACCUUAUAAAUGUAGUGAAUGUGGGAAGUCUUUUACCUCUAGCUCUGGCCUCCGUUAUCAUCAGAGAAUUCACACAGGAGAAAGACCAUAUGAGUGUAAUGAUUGUGGGAAAUCUUUUACCCAAAUAAAUCACCUUAUUAUACACCGAAGAGUUCACACAGGAGAAAGGCCUUAUGAAUGCAGUGAAUGUGGGAAAUCUUUUAGCCACAAAUCUUACCUCUCUCAACACCAGAGAGUUCACACAGGAGAAAGGCCUUAUGAAUGUAGUGAAUGUGGAAAAUCUUUUACCUCUGGCUCUGCCCUCUGUUAUCAUCAGAGAGUUCACACUGGAGAAAAACCUUAUGAGUGUAGCGAAUGUGGGAAAUCUUUUACCAAUGGACCGAUACUUAUUCGACACCGUAGAGUUCACACAGGAGAAAGGCCUUAUGAGUGCAGUGAGUGUGGGAAAUCAUUUACCCAAAGAAAUCACCUCAAUAUACACCAGAGAGUUCACACAGGAGAAAGGCCUUAUGAGUGCAAUGAAUGUGGAAAAUCAUUUACGUCUGGCUCUGCUCUCCGUUAUCAUCAGAAAGUUCACGUUGGAGAAAGACCUUACGAGUGCAGAGAAUGUGAGAAGUCUUUUACCUCUACCUCCGCCCUCCGUUGUCAUCAGAGAGUUCACACAGGAGAAAGGCCUUUUGACUGCAGUGAAUGUGGGAAAUCUUUUAGGGAUAGUUCCCAGUUGAAUCAACACCAGAGAGUUCACACUGGAGAAAAGCCUUAUGAAUGUAGUGAUUGUGGGAGAUCCUUUAGUCAGAAUUCAUACCUCUCUAAACACCGGAGAGUUCACACUGGAGAAAGGCCUUAUGAGUGCAGUGAAUGUGGGAAAUCUUUUACUUCUGUCUCUGCCCUUGGUUAUCAUCAGAGAGUUCACACUGGAGAAAGGCCUUAUGAGUGUAGUGAGUGUGGGAAAUCUUUUACCAAUAGCUCCAUACUGAUUCGACAUCGCAGAGUUCACACAGGUGAAAGGCCACAUGAGUGCAGCGAAUGUGGGAAAUCCUUUACCCAAAGAAUUCACCUCAUUAUUCACCGGAGAGUUCACACAGGAGAAAGGCCUUUUGAGUGCAGUGAGUGUGGGAAAUCUUUUACCUCUCGUUCUACCCUACAUUAUCAUCAGAGAGUUCACACAGGAGAGAGGCCUUACGACUGCAGUGAAUGUGGGAAAUCUUUUAGCCGAAAAUCUAAUCUUUCUCAGCAUCGGAGAGUUCACACUGGAGAAAGGCCUUACAAGUGUAGUGACUGUGCAAAAUCUUUUACCUCUAUCUCUGCCCUCAGUUAUCAUCAGAGAUCUCAUACAGGAGAAAGGCCUUAUGAAUGCACUGAAUGUGGGAAAUCUUUUAUCUCUAGGUCUGACCUCCGUUAUCAUCAGAGAGUUCAUUCUGGAGAAAGGCCUUAUGAGUGCAGUGAAUGUGGGAAAUCUUUCAUCACUCGUACUGCUCUCCGUUAUCAUCACAGAGUUCACACUGGAGAAAGGCCUUACGAGUGCAGUGAAUGUGGCAAAUCCUUUACUCGAAGAAAUAACCUCAUUAUACACCUAAGAGUUCACUCAGGUGAAAGACCUUAUGAGUGUAGUGAAUGUGGGAAAUCUUUUACCUUUAGCUCCAGCCUGCGUUACCACCACAGAGUUCACACUGGAGAAAGGCCUUAUGAGUGUAGUGAAUGUGGGAAAUCUUUUAACAAUAGGUGGACACUCAUUCGACACCGGAGAAUUCACACAGGAGAAAAGCCUUAUGUGUGCAGUAAAUGUGGGAAAUCUUUUACCUGUAGCUCCACUCUCCAGUAUCAUCAUCGAGGUCACCUUGGAGAAAGACCUUAUGAGUGUAGUGAAUGUGGGAGAUCUUUUACCACUAGUUCUGCUCUCCGUUAUCACCAGAGAGUUCAUACUGGAGAAAGGCCUUAUGAGUGCAGUGAAUGUGGGAAAUCUUUUAUUUCUAGGUCUGACCUCCAUUAUCAUCAUAGAGUUCAUUCUGGAGAAAGGCCUUAUGAGUGUAGUGAAUGUGGGAAAUCCUUUAUCCGAAGAAAUAACCUCAUUUUACAUCAGAGAGUUCACACAGGAGAAAGGCCUUACAAGUGUAGUGAAUGUGGGAAAUCUUUUAACAAUAGGUGGACGCUCAUUCAACACCAGAGAGUUCACACAGGAGAAAAACCAUAUGUGUGCAGUGAAUGUGGGAAAUCUUUUACCUGUAGCUCCACACUCUGUUACCACCAAAGAGUUCAUGAAGGUAAAAGGCCUUAUGAAUGCAAUGAAUGUGGGAAAUCUUUUACCUCCAGUUCCACUCUCCGUUACCAUCAGAGAGUUCACACAGGAGAAAGGCCUUACAAGUGCAGUGAAUGUGGGAAAUCUUUUACUUUUAGUGCCAGCCUUCGUUAUCAUCACAGAGUUCACAGUGGAGAAAGGCCUUAUGAGUGCACUGAAUGUGGGAAAUCCUUUAAGGAUAGAUCACAAUUCAAUAAACACCGGAGAACUCACACGGGAGAAAGGCCUUACGAAUGCAGUGAAUGUGGGAAGACAUUUAGCCAAAAAUCUUCCCUGUCAAUACACCAGAGAAUUCAUAAUAGCGAACGAGUUCAUAGGGGAGAAAAACCUUAUCAGUGCAGUGAAUGUGGGAAAUCUUUCACCAAUAGCUCAAUACUGAUUCGACACCAGAGAGUUCACACAGGAGAAAGACCUUAUGUGUGCAGCGAAUGUGGAAAAUCUUUUACCAGCAGCGCUACCCUCUCUUAUCAUCAGAGAGUUCAUGCAGGUAAAAGGCCUUAUGAAUGCAGUGAAUGUGGGAAAUCAUUUACCUCCAGUUCCACCCUUCGUUAUCAUCAGAGAGUUCAUGCAGGAGAUAGGCCUUUCGGGUGUAGUGAAUGUGGAAAAUCUUUUAUCUCUAGCUCCAAACUACGUUAUCACCAGAGAGUUCACACUGGAGAAAGGCCUUAUGAGUGCAGUGAAUGUGGAAAAUCCUUCAGGGAUAGUUCCCAAUUCAGUCAACACCGGAGAGGUCAUACUGGAGAAAGGCCUUACGAGUGUAGUGAAUGUGGGAAGUUUUUUACACGAAAAUCUACCCUCUCUCAACAUCAAAGAGUUCACACUAGAGAAAGGCCUUAGGUGUGCAGGGAAUGUGUAAUUUCCUAUUCACUGUUAACAACACUGGAGGGAACUCUGAGGAGCCAUCUGAACUGAAUCUCAAGACAUUUAAACAUGUACAGUGGGAUAUCCCUUGGAAGUUUCAGUACUGUAAUAAGCUUGUGUAAAUAUGUUGCACUUUCUAAGCUGUCCAGGGCGCUUUCUAGAUUUGGCUCACUGCUAGAUUUUGUGACCAAAGCCUUUUCACAACUCUCCUGCCUGGCAGGUCCACAAAGUACGCAUCCGUCACCUCCACAAUGUAUUCAGUGAAGCUGACCUUUGUUCUCUCAUGAAUUAGAAUAAAUUAGUUGUAACCUGAGCCCUUAGGGUUAGUUUCCCCAUCUCCUUAAGUACCUUGGGCAUGGACCUGAAUCAUUGAUGACCCAGGAAAUAUGGGUUUGGCUGGUAGCUUACAGAGAAUGACUACCUUUUUCAGGGACAUGUUAGUCUCAUGUGACACUUGUGAUGAGUUUUUUCAGCUUCCAAGUCAGAAACGGUAAAUGUCUGCCGCACAUUGCUUUGGCUUAUGUGAUUAUCAAGGCCUUACUCUUUAAGUCCUCUUUAAGCUUAGAUUUCUACUUACUCUAUGGGGUAGUUUAUAUACGGAUUUGGGCUCAACAAGCAUCACUGGGUGAACUUUUUAGGAGUCUCAAAUUGUCUGUGCUUAAGGAGGAUGGCAGAAAAUAGCUUGCCAGUUUUGACCAAAUUUGCAUUGCUGCCCCACAACCUCUGAAAAACUGCAGGGCUUUCUGGUUUUCAUUUGAGAUCUGGAUGCUUUGUGUUUUACGAGUUUCAGUGAUGACCCCAAGGAGGGGGCAGUUGGGAGAUCCUCAGAUGCUUCUGAAAGGAGCAGGAAUUUCUUCCCCUUACUCAAAGGAGACAUCACAGGGGAUGUCAGCACUGUUGAGGGGUUAUCUUCUUCAGCUUUACAAACAGCUAUGUGCCCUGAUGUCCACAAUCUAUUGGGCUAGGGUCACUGGUUUUAAGACCAUAGUGUGCAGGGGAAGCCAUAAUUGGUACAGAAACACUGGCUUAAUAGGAUGUGGAGGAGACUGCAUCCAAGUAGAUAGAAUGUGCCUCUUCUAAAAAUGGAUCCAGACAAGUUUCUGUGACAGUGACUGUAGAAUCAGUGUGUAUACAAAUCUCAGGACCUCUAGGCAUAUUUAUCUUGUGUAGGUAGUCAUUGUUGGAGAAAAAAAUAAAAACUAAAAUAAUCAAAAGGUUCUGUGGUUUCCUCUCAGUGAUGUUUGCCUCAAAGCCACUACCACAGAUGCGGGGAAAAAAGGUAAAGGGGGUUCUGUAUUUCUGCGAUAUGGCCCUUGUAACCCAGGAAGCAUUCCUGGUGACUUGUUUGGAAAUAUUCAUUGUUCUCCACAUUUGCUGCC